Molecule: messenger RNA, 897 nt
Organism: Pochonia chlamydosporia 170
Lineage: Eukaryota; Fungi; Ascomycota; Sordariomycetes; Hypocreales; Clavicipitaceae
Exons: 1
Coding region: 1-897 (298 amino acids)
Source: RefSeq, a predicted model, not a curated record
AUGCCCGCCGUAGCUCCAGCCCUGGCACCCACCCGAUGCAGCAUUUGCGAACGUGCCGUAAGUGGCACCAGGCUGGCUGCCUGGCUGACAAUUCAGCAAAUCAUAGGUGUCAAACUUACCGCACGUGUUUCCCGAUCUGCACACGAACACGCAGGUGUCCAUGUCCGAGAUGCACCCCGUGGAGGUCGUCACGCUUAUCCUGGAGCCGGCCAUGUUGACUUCGCGCGAGAUAUCGACGGUUGCAUACUUCCCAGUUGUGAAUUCUCCCCAGGUAUUUUCGAUCAGCCCAUGUUGGCUGAGCCGAGUCCGACGGUCAACCAAGGUAGACCAGCCGCCAGAAACACCAUUUUCCACGCUAACAGUGACAGAGUCGUCGCGUUUGUGGAGGGAGUAGGAGAUUUUUGGGCGGCGAGCACUCAUGGAGAUGGUCUGAUAGCUAUUGGGCACAAAGUCCCAAAGGACCAGUAUCAUUGGGACUUCAGCUUGAUUCGUGAAGGUAAAGGUAUUGGCCCCGUCGUUACCGAUCCAGAUGUGGCCGUUGCUAACGUUUACAUUCUCUCCUUGACCGGCCAUGCCAAUGCUAGACAUGUAUUGGCAAUCAGCUUCGGUAAGGCCAAGAGCAGGCUUACUGCAGUCGAAAUGGCGGCCGUCAAUACGACGCACGCCCGCACUAAACAAGACACAUCAAUAUGGGCCGAUGGGCAUAGCUGGGUAUUUGAGUACACAGUAAUUUACAUAGAAGACAACGCGGCGGCACAAGCCGAGGACAGCGAUGUCGUCAAGACAGAACCAAAUAUUACUAGUCUCAGCAUGGUUGAUAGAUUCAGAUUCGCACCCGCAUCGAGAUACGAAGACACCAAGAACAUGUUUAGAAAAGAGGCAUGGGAAUAUAUGUGA